AUGGAUAAGCCUGUUCAUGGUGAAGAAACACGUGCAAUGGGUACCAAGAAAGAUGAACGCAUUCAACGCGGGGGCCCAUCCGAACAACAAAGGGCUUUUGAUAAUACUGCUAACUGUAUUAAUAAUAGUGGUAGCUGUACUACAACAGAUCAUUCGAAUAACAGAAUUAUGACUUAUAAUACUCAGAUAAAUUACAUUGUCGCGGAACCAUACAUACAUCCACAACAACUUCAACAACAAUCCCAAUCUCCAUACCAACAAUCCCAACUUCCAUACCAACAACUUCAACAACAAUACCAACUUCCAUACCAACAACUUCCACAACAAUCCCAACUUCCAUACGAACAACUUCCACAACAAUCCCAACUUCCAUACCAACAACUUCCACAACAACCCCAAGGGACAUGGAUGAUUAUCAACCGUGAGGGUGAGGAGGUGUGGGUGUGUAAUAGCUACCAAGACGCGUUUCAUCCCUGCUAA
Messenger RNA from Rotaria socialis, 480 nucleotides. NCBI's taxonomy places the organism in Eukaryota, Metazoa, Rotifera, Eurotatoria, Philodinida, Philodinidae. The record is from the annotation of a GenBank genome assembly.